AUGUCACAGAAGGAACGGGAUGCACGUUCUGAGCUGCGCGAAUUUCGUUCCGAUAUGAAACAAAUGAAAGAGGAACUUGAAUUCAUGGAAAAGCAAUUUGAAACAAUGAAACAACAGUUAAUGGAAGGGCGCACCGAGAGAGAAAGCUUAAGGAAGGAAAAUGACAGGCUGAAGGCUAAAUGCAGUGAAAAUGAGUCAAUCAUUGUAGAGCUGCAGAAGCGAGUUGUUCCGGGGGAGCAGUACUCUCGCAGGUCGAAUGUGGAAAUAAAAGGGCUCGUUGAGAAGAAGAAUGAAAACAUCAUUGAUCUUGUAGGCCAGAUUGGUGGUGUCGUUGGCGGACCCAUUUCUGCUGAUGAUAUAGAAGUUUGCCACCGAGUACCAACUCGUGAGCAGGGCAAAACGAACGUUAUUGUUCAGUUCAAAAGCAAGCAGAAGCGGGACCACGUGGUCGAGAAAGCCCGCAAGAGCCGCAUUCGGAAUCGUGACGUAGGAAUCUCCAGCGAAGCCCAAAUCUUCGUGAAUGAGCAUUUCUGUCCGACACUGAAGCGGCUGCUUGCACAGGCAAUUGCAAGAAAACGGGAGAAUCAGUGGCAGUUUGUGUGGACUAAGAAUGGGAAGAUUUUCGCGCGCAAGACACAGUCCAGUCAGGUGGUGCGCAUUGAAACAGAUUCUGACCUCGUCAAGAUUGCGUAG
Molecule: messenger RNA, 693 nt
Organism: Dermacentor andersoni
Lineage: Eukaryota; Metazoa; Arthropoda; Arachnida; Ixodida; Ixodidae
Source: RefSeq, a predicted model, not a curated record